GGGUUACUGUGCCAAAGUUAGAAUUUAUAGUCAUAUUUAUUGUGUCAUUGUGGUGCUAUUGAUAAUCGUAUGUAAGCAAGUGUACGAUGUGCAUGGUGCAUCGGCAGGUAGUUCUUGGCCGAGUAUGAAGACAUACGACAUUUGGGGUUCGCCACAGAAUAAAGCAGCUGCAGCAACAUCAUCGUUGCACACACAACACGGCGGCAGCAGCACAUUGACUGCAUCGAAUGAUCUUGAGAUCCACGACUAUCGAGACAAAACCAGUUUUCGAAACGGGAAAGUGCUAAAUUUCUUUGCAACACCGAGUGAAGAUGAAUGCAAAUCGGAAGACGGUCUACGGUCGGGAGUAUGUAUGAACGUAUAUGAUUGCCAUCAAAAAGGCGGCACCGCCAAAGGACAGUGUGCACUUGGCUUCGGUGCUUGUUGUGUGUUUAUUGCAACGUGCGAUCAAGAAAUCAAGAACAACAUCACAUACUUCAUAUCACCCAACUUUCCGGCUCUAAUGUCAACCCACAUCAAAAGUUGCAAGCUCAAGAUUAAAAUGAUGUCAUCCGAUAUUAGCCAGUUGAGAUUCGAUUUUAUUCACUUUUCCAUUGGUCAGCCCAAUCGUGCCAACGGUGCAUGUGAUGGUGAUACAUUUUCACUCGUUGGCGGCGCUUCCGGUAAUUUCAAAUUGUGCGGAUAUAACAACGGUCAACAUAUUUAUUAUGAUGUUCCAAAUCGGAAGGCACGCGACGGAAAAACGCCCAAGGGUAUUGAUCUUAUCAUGAAUUUCACUAGCUCCUUUGAAACAGCUCGAUUCUGGGAAGUUCGUGUCUCGCAAAUUCCAUUCAGUCAAAGAGCUCCAACUGGUUGUCUUCAAUAUUUCUUUGGUAAUGAAGGAAUUAUACAGACGUUCAAUUUCGCCGAGAAUGGUCGUCAUUUAUCGAAUCAAAAGUACAAAGCGUGCAUUCGUCAAGAAUCCAAAAUGUGUUCAAUCGCCUAUGAGCCGUGCAAUGAGCAAUCGUUCCGCAUCGGACCAAAUCGACCGAGAGAAGCAGCGUAUGCGAGUCCAUUGGCCUCUCCUUAUUCCAGUUACAAUGGUGUCUUUCCUUAUCAGAAUAAUCCAUAUCAAAUAAAUCCAUUUCAAACUAACCCUUAUUAUCCAAAUCCAGCCCUAAAUAAUCCGAUAAUUGGACCCAAUGGUAUGCUGAUACCCAAUCCUUAUGCCACCAACGGAAUUCUGCCGCCAAAUCGAAUUGUUUACGAUGCAAACGGUGCUCCGGCAGUGUUGUCGCCGAAUGGGGUGCUCACACCAAUCAAUCCAAAUGCCUUAACAGCUCAAAUGAGUGGAAUACCAUUGACUGUGUCCACAAAUGGAGCGGAUAGUGUGAUUACACAAGCCAAUCCAUACCAAGAUCCAUCCAUGCUGAAUUCGUAUAAUGGGACCAGUCCAAGUUCAGGAAAUUCCACGACUUCGGGUAAUUCAACCAUGAGCUCAACGACAACGACUACAACAACUCCGGCUCCUCAGGAUGAUGAUGUUGAAGGUUCAGGCGAUGACGACGAUGAUGCUGACAAUCGAGAUGAUUUAACGUCACUUUUUUCAAUCGGAUCAUUUAUAACGAGAGCCGCAUUAUUCCGGCGGUCAAUUCGAUCCGUUGACCCGGUAACGGUGCCAGUUAAUAAAGAACACAAAGCACGACAGUCACGCCAGUUUUAUUCUAGCUGUAAUGAUCGAAUCACUUUGCCUUGCAUUGUUGAGGAUUUCAUUUCCGUUGGCACCGGUUCCAUACCAACGUGUUCGCCAAUUCACUGCGGUGAUUCAUUGUGCCCGUCAAAUGUAUCACCGUGUCGCGUUGAAUCGACCGUCACACCAUUCGCUAUUGGCGUUCACUUUGGCGAUGGAUUAAAUAAAGGCUUUGCCGAAGAAAAUAUUGGUGCUUGCAUACGAUAUAAACAAUUGAAUUGUAUAUAAACAUGAGAUCUAGAAUGAAAUUUUGUAAAUAAAAGAGAUUUUAAUUUAGUUUAGGCAGAAAACGAAUUAUAUUGUCUCUUUAUUGUUUUGCGGAGUCUGAAUCGGGUUGUGAAGAACAUUUUUCAAUAUUUGCAACUCGAUUUUCGUCUGUCAGAAGCUUCUGUUUUUCAAUUUCAAAUUCCAUAUCCAUUUGAACGCAAAUAUAUUUGCUAAUUCUGCGAACACAUUCACAAGUAUCAUCUGGUGUUCGCGAAUUAUUCAUUACCAUUUCGGCAGACAUCAAUGUUAUACUCUCCAGGU
Messenger RNA from Sitodiplosis mosellana (orange wheat blossom midge), 2257 nucleotides. RefSeq lists its product as uncharacterized. The transcript is spliced from 7 exons. NCBI's taxonomy places the organism in Eukaryota, Metazoa, Arthropoda, Insecta, Diptera, Cecidomyiidae. The record is from RefSeq and is a predicted model, not a curated record. Bases 125 to 1957 code for a protein of 610 amino acids.